UACCUUGUUAUCAUCAUCUGUAACAUAUCAUCCGCCAUGCCUCCGAUCCGCACUUCCCGCAAUCGCAAACCGCCUCCCGCUGGCUUCGACGAUCUCGAAGAUACCCUGCUGGAAUUCAGCAACAAGAUGAAGGAUGCGGAGAAUGCAUCGCACGAAGGAAAGAAGAAAUAUGAAGUUCUCUGGCCUAUAUUCCAGAUCAGUCACCAGCGCUCACGAUACAUCUAUGAACUUUACUACGAGAAAGAAGCGAUUUCAAAGGAGUUAUAUGAUUUCCUGCUCAAGAACAAGUAUGCCGAUGCCAACUUGAUUGCGAAGUGGAAGAAGCAGGGCUAUGAGAAGCUGUGUUGCCUGCGCUGUGUCCAAACGAAAGAGACGAAUUUCAACUCCACAUGUAUCUGUCGAGUGCCCAAGGCGCAGCUCAAGGAGGACCAGACGAUUCAGUGUGUCAGCUGUGGCUGCAAUGGCUGUGGAAGCAGCGACUAAAAGAAAGAC
This is a messenger RNA of Penicillium hordei, 492 nucleotides long. Its product is annotated as BUD31 family protein. The record is from RefSeq and is a predicted model, not a curated record. The coding region runs from base 37 to 483 and encodes 148 amino acids. The transcript has 3 exons. Lineage: Eukaryota; Fungi; Ascomycota; Eurotiomycetes; Eurotiales; Aspergillaceae. Gene Ontology annotation, biological process: mRNA splicing, via spliceosome. Gene Ontology annotation, cellular component: spliceosomal complex; nucleus.